AUGAAAACGGAUUCCGUCGCAAGCGAGCCGGAGCGCGGCCUCACGGAGAACCACGCCCAUACGUAUGUAUCAUCGGGGAACGCGUGCGUGGAUUUCCUUUUCCACGUGCUUCCGCAGACCACGCGCGACCAUGCGCACCGGCGGCUCGAGGCCGCGUGGGCGGAGGACCCGGCCACGGCGCUGCGGCUGGUGAUGCAGCUGCGCGCGGUGCGCGGCACGGGAAAGAGCGACCGCUCCAGCUUCUUCCACUGCGUCACGUGGCUUUAUCAACACCACCCGCGGACGCUUCUCGAGAAUCUCUGGCUGGUUCCCGAGUUCGGAUGCUUUAAGGACCUUCUAGAGAUCGUGCGGCUCGUUCUGGCGGAAGAAGGGGUGUACUCGAAUGAGGAGGAGGGGAAGAAGAUGCGGAAAAAGGGACGCGGCGGGAUAAGAUUCUAUGGCGGCUGGGAACAUGAGAGGAGUCGGGCGGAAGUUGUUGCGCAAGAAUGGCUAGACUCGGAUGAGACUGAUGAUGCCACGGCUUGGAACAACAUCUCGGAGAUGGUGAAAAGGAACAGCUGGGAAGGGAGCAAGAGCGACAUGAUGUCCGGGAAGGAAAAGCAGAAGCUUUGGGAGGAAUGGGUAGCGGAGGAGCGGCGGCAAAUGGCGGAGGAGAAGGAGGAGAAGGAGCUCCUUGCGGCCGUUCCGCGCAAGGAAAGGCACGCGCGGAGGGCGGCGGAGGUGGCGCACGCGUACGAGACGAGCGAGCGGCUGCGCGCCGUGCACAACGCGGUGGCGGCGAUCUUCGCGGCUGCGCUGAAGAAGGACCUGGAGACGAUGCGCGCGUUCGAAGAGAGGCGCGCGCGGAAGAACGCGGAAGGGGGAGGGGCGCAGGGGGAGGAGACGAUGGGCGAGGAGAAGAAUGAAGAGGCAGGGGAGAAGGGUGUCGAAAUGGCAGAGGCAGAAGGGGAGGGGGAAAAGGAACAGAAAGAGGAGAAUGGAGGGGACGGUGAGAACGGUGGCAAGGGCAAGAAGAAGCGCAAGUGGAUGGGGAGGCCGGCGCCGAGGCUCUCUCUGGCAGCCAAGUGGGCGCCCUCCCCUGGCAAGUCGUUUGAUCACUCCACACUGCUCACCUCCUCCAUCGCCCUCCUCCUCUUCCCCCCCUCCCCCUUUUCCUCCUCCCCCUCCUCUGCUGCUGCUGCUGCGGCGGCUGCUGCUACAUCUGAUGCUGCUGAUUCCGGGAUGGAUGUGAACAGUGGAGCAGCAGCAGGCGGGGGGGGCGGGUACGUGCGCGUGGCGAAGGAGCGGCUGCAGAGGGAGGUGCUGGCGCCGCUGCGGAGAGUGCUGGAGGUGCCCGAGGUGCACAUGAGCAGCGGGCAGUGGGAGCACGUGGCGUACGGGCGAGUCCCAUCCAUAUGCAUGAAGAAGAGCCGCAAGCUCUUCCUCUCCCAUGACCUGCCGCGCUUCACAGAGUACCUCGAGGAUGUGAAGGGCGGGGAGGCAAAGAUCGCUGCUGGAGCGGUGCUGCCGCAUGAAGUGGUGCAAACAGCCGUGGAAGCCGCAGCGGAGGGUGACUUGAACGACAGUGUGGGCGAGCUGCAGUGGAGGGCCAUGGUGGCUGAUGUGCGCAGCAAGGGGUCCCUGGGGAACAGCAUGGCGGUGUGCGAUGUGUCGGGGAGCAUGACCGGCACACCCAUGGAGGUGGCCAUUGCACUGUCGCUGCUCGUGAGCGAGGUGAGCAGCGAGCCGUGGAAGAACCACCUCAUCACCUUCUCCGCGCAGCCCAUAAUCCACCAGGUGCAGGGAGAAACCCUCGUGGAGCGCGUGAGGAGCACGCAGGGCAUGGCCUGGGGCUACAACACGAAUUUCCAGGCGGUGUUUGACCUGCUGCUGUCCCGCGCAAACAAGUUCCAGCUAGACCCGGCCGACAUGGUGCAGCGGCUGUACGUGUUCUCCGACAUGCAGUUUGAUGAGGCGGGCAGGGCUAGCGGGGCCGACUGGGAAACAGACCACCAGGCGAUAGUGCGCAAGUUCACUGCAGCUGGUUACCCUGUGCCGCAGAUAGUGUACUGGAACCUGAGGGGGGACGCUCGUGCGAGCAGCACACCGGUUCUUGCAAGUGAGGAUGGGGUGGCGAUGGUAUCGGGUUUCAGCAAGGGCAUGCUGCUGGCGGUGAUGGAAGGGAAAGAGAUUUCUCCCAUGGGAGUGAUCAAUGAGGCUAUCUGUGGGAAGCUUUUCGAGCUUAUUCGGGUUGUGGAUUGA
Closterium sp. Yama58-4 is the source of this 2241-nucleotide messenger RNA. Lineage: Eukaryota; Viridiplantae; Streptophyta; Zygnematophyceae; Desmidiales; Closteriaceae. The record is from the annotation of a GenBank genome assembly.